Chara braunii is the source of this 1663-nucleotide messenger RNA. NCBI's taxonomy places the organism in Eukaryota, Viridiplantae, Streptophyta, Charophyceae, Charales, Characeae. The record is from the annotation of a GenBank genome assembly.
GGUUAUGACAACUGCCAAGACGGAAAAGUGUACAGAUCGCGGAUUGUUUGUUGUUUUAGGAGGAGCAUUGUUUGAUGGGAAUAAAGGGUACUGUACGACGCAGUACAGAUGGCCACGUCAUUCAUGCUAAUGUGGAUACCGACAUCAUAAUAUCUGAAGAACCCCCAUAUGGCAGUACUGCCAAACCAGACGAGCUGUAUAACAUCAUAGAGCAUUUCGUACAGGGGAGGCGACGACUUGAGCUCUUUGGGGAGGAUCACAACAUAAGAGCUGGGUGGGUGACAGUAGGCAAAGGCCUCACGUCAUCCAAUUUUAGUGCCCAGACAUACAGCAAGUACUUUCAAGAUUAUGACGGGAAAAUGUGGACAGGCGGGCGAUCAAACCCACCACCGGAUGCACCACAUCUACUAGGUACAACUCCAGAGAUCGAGGCCCUGCGACCAAAAUCACCUCCACCGCGGAACCCACCGCCAACCGGUCCAGUGGGUUUACCAUCAUCACAGCAGCCAUCAGCGGCAAACGCAAUUGUGAAGCGAGUUCCAAUGCCCAUGCCAAUGCCGCCGCAGAAGCCCGGCCCGCAGUUUGGUGUGCUUGGUGGAGCCGGACCCGGACCCGGACUGGGUGGAGCACAUCCAGGACUUGGCCCGCCUCCAGGAGCAAUGGGUCCUGUGAUGGGUAUGGGACCGGGUAUGACGGGCAUGAUCGGUGCGAGAGGGGUCAUGAUGCAUGGACCAUCUGGAGCAAGGCAUCGAAUGCAUAUAGGGCUGGGCUUAGGGGGGCAUAUACAGAUGGGACCUGGUGGAAUGCUUGGUGGUCCCCACAUGAGACCUCCCCCACCUCAUGGGGUCUUUGGCAUGUACGGGCACCCAGGAGCCGGUCGGGGUUUCUUUGGACAUGUGCUGAAACUGAACGAUGAAAGCCACCCGUCUGUGCUAGGAACUCGCCAAGGUCCCAGGGAUGGGACUCCAGAGUCCGGCGUGGCAGAGGCUGACAUGGCGCUCACAGGGUCUUUCUCAAGCGCUCCUUGAUUUCCUUGUCGUAGGGCCUCGCUGGAGUACUAAACAUUCUACAUGCAUUUGGACGGUUCGUGGACCAGGUGCAUUCAGACAGGUCCAUGAUUUUGAAUGUAUUGAGACGACUAUGAGCUCCGGAUAUAGCGAGGCCCGUAUUGCAGAUACGUCUACCUCGUUUCGCAGACAAGUGAAGUGAGCAAGAGCACGGAAAACGUGCCAGCGGGACGAUGGAGGUCCUGAGCGAGCUGUGGCGAUGCGAUGCGUGUUCCUCUGGAGGGUUCCCUGCAGGUACUUGUGUAUUUCCACUGCUUUGUCCAGCUCGUGCAACUCUCGUUCUCUGCCAACGCAUAGGUUAUAUGAUCCAAGCCAAAUGCUUCGUUGUGCUUGGCGAAGCUGUUCGCACUGUCCUCACCUGCCGUAGGGUGAAUAGCUAUACAGACUUUAUGAUGAUUGCUGCCAAUUUUUUUUCCAACUUUUGAAGUUUCCUCGUGUCGCUUCGCCUUUCCUACCUGCCUUGGCUACUCGUCACCGGAUGGCUGGUAUUGUCUUGCCUCUCCUAUUUCCAGCUACUCGGCGACAACUCCUUAUGUUUACGGAUGCCUCUUCCCUUUUUUUUGUGCUUAUUUGUUGGAUAAAGACGCACUGUUCAU